Dunckerocampus dactyliophorus (ringed pipefish) is the source of this 832-nucleotide messenger RNA. Its product is annotated as ADP-ribosylation factor 3. Lineage: Eukaryota; Metazoa; Chordata; Actinopteri; Syngnathiformes; Syngnathidae. Gene Ontology annotation, cellular component: plasma membrane; cytoplasm. The transcript is spliced from 5 exons. The coding region runs from base 151 to 696 and encodes 181 amino acids. Gene Ontology annotation, biological process: intracellular protein transport; vesicle-mediated transport. The record is from RefSeq and is a predicted model, not a curated record. Gene Ontology annotation, molecular function: GTPase activity; GTP binding.
GAAAUCUCACGAGACGUCGACCAGGGAGAGAGAGGUAAGUAGUGACUCCUUCACACUAACUGGCACCAACGACCGAGCACCCCCCUGGUAAAUACACCAACCCUUCGUGACGAAUCCCACAUCCAGAGUCUCGAGAAGUGUCCGUGAGCCAUGGGAAACAUUUUUGGGAAUUUGCUGAAGAGCCUGAUAGGAAAAAAGGAGAUGAGGAUCCUGAUGGUGGGUCUCGAUGCCGCGGGGAAAACCACGAUCCUCUACAAGCUGAAACUCGGGGAAAUAGUCACCACCAUCCCAACCAUCGGCUUUAAUGUGGAGACGGUGGAGUACAAGAACAUCAGCUUCACCGUGUGGGACGUGGGCGGGCAGGACAAGAUCCGUCCCCUCUGGAGACACUACUUUCAAAACACGCAGGGUUUAAUCUUUGUGGUGGACAGCAACGACAGAGAGCGCGUCAAUGAGGCAAGAGAGGAGCUGAUGAGGAUGCUGGCUGAGGAUGAACUGAGAGAUGCAGUGCUUCUUGUCUUUGCUAAUAAACAGGACCUGCCCAACGCCAUGAACGCCGCCGAGAUCACGGACAAGCUGGGCCUCCACUCCCUGCGCCACCGCAACUGGUACAUCCAGGCCACCUGCGCCACCAGCGGCGACGGCCUCUACGAGGGCCUGGACUGGCUGGCCAAUCAGCUCAAGAAUAAGAAAUAGGAGGGCCGGGAGUCCCACGACAACCGUCCCGACUUUUUCCGUUUCACGUUUUGGGGGGUGGGACUGAGGGAAGAAUUGGAAGAUUUUUUUCGGCUUUUAGUUCCAGUCUGAAGCUUCCUACUUCCUACUUGUAUAC